AUGAAUAUUGAUCUAACACAUCAAGAUUCUAAUAUAGAUCAAGUAAUUCGUGAAAUUAAAGACAGUUUCUGUCUGAAUACUUCAGGUAAUAACUAUGAUAAAGCAGUUCUUAUGGAUUAUUCUCAACAAUAUUAUGAACAAAUGAAAUCUAUCAAUAAAGAUUUAAAAGAGGAUAAAACGAACGAAGUCGCAAAUUACACCAUUCCAAUUGAAUCUGAAAUGCAAAAUUUAAAGAAUGAACAUAAAUUAUUGAAAGCUUACAUUCGUAUUAGCAAAUCUUGUGACAAGCUUGAUGACUAUUGCACUCGUUCUGAUUUAAAUACUCUAAAUGAAGAAUCGAGACGAGAAUUAGAAUUUCUUUUAAAUUUGCCACUUCUUAGCAACUAUCGGAUUAACGAAACAUUCAAAAAUUUAAAGUUAGUAUAUUCUAAGACAAAGAUACCUUCAGAAUUAUAUCAAAUAAACCGAUCAAAAUAUUACCAAGUUCUUAAAGGCGAAAUCAUCAAACUUGUUGAUUUAAACAGCAUACUUGGUGAUUUUGUGAGGCAGUAUCAGGAUUACAGCGCUUACGAACGAUUUCAAAAGUUAGGGAACUCAUUUUACCCCGAAUCACAAUUUAAACAAUUCUUUUCGGAAGAACAACAACAUAUAUUGGAUAACAAACUAUCAGAAUUGAAAAAAUUAUGGAAUUGCGAUAAUAAAUUUGAUGAAAACGUUAUUUAUGUUUUAAAGAAUAAAUUCAAGAGUGAUAUCGUAAGAAGUGACUACAUACAAUUACUUUUCAUGUAUUAUAUCAUUGAAAAUACAAACAAUUUUAUUUGUCCAUAUUUAAUCAAUAUAUUUGAUUAUCUAAAGACAGAAAUCUCAAUUAUGCUUUUAACAGUAGGAAAUUUAGGUGUUGAAGCUGAUAAUUUCCCAUUAUUUUUCAAUUUUAUUUUGGAUAUCGUAAAAAGUGUUUCGAUUUGCCAAGGAAUCAAAAAGUUCAUGUUUCUAUGUGUUGAUGCAUUCAAAAGUUACAUCAAACAUAACAAAAAUCUGAAUUUACUUCCAUAUUUUCUUUCAAUCGAGAAAAUUGAAGAAAGUAAACGAGAUCAUUUCAGGCCAAUCUAUUUAUUCUUAGUAAAUGAAUAUUCCCAAAUGAUUAUUGAUUUAAUUUUAAAGAAUUUUCCUCAAAUUUCAGAAAUAUUCGCUCCUCCGACAAGGAGGAAUCAAAACAAUUGGCUACAAGCCAAACAAAUCAUCAAAUAUGGUCCAUUAAACCAAUAUUUGAGCAACAUAAUGACUAGUACAGAAUUUGUUUUGAAUUUCCAAACGAAAAAGGACAUUAUUACAGAUGCUUUAGAAAAAAUAUACAGAAAAAUCGGAGAACCAUUCAAACCUCAGUACAUUUUCCCAGAAAUCUUCUCAAAAUAA
Messenger RNA from Trichomonas vaginalis G3, 1413 nucleotides. Its product is annotated as guanyl-nucleotide exchange factor protein. Bases 1 to 1413 code for a protein of 470 amino acids. The record is from RefSeq and is a predicted model, not a curated record. Lineage: Eukaryota; Parabasalia; Trichomonadida; Trichomonadidae. The transcript has a single exon.